AAAAGGUAAUUUUUGGAUCUUCAUUUUUUUUUUUUUUCUUCUCCAUUCAUUUCCCUCUUCUCUCCUUCUUUUAAUAUAUUUAUUAAUUAUGCCUCAUUCCACAGACGAUAAGGUUGCUGCUACUACAGAACCAAAUGAGGUUUCUGAAGUUAUUACACAUCCAGUACCUAGUCGUCUUCUUGACCCUAAACAAUGUCCUACACCUCAUGUUACUUCUAUGGAGCAAUAUCGUUCAAUGUGGAAAGAGAGUAUCGAGCAACCUGAGAAAUUUUUUGGAAAUCUUGCUCGUGAACUUUUAAGUUGGGAUAAACCUUUCGAAACUGUUAAACAUGGUUCAUUUGAAACAGGUGAUGUAGCUUGGUUUUUAGAUGGUGAAUUAAACGCUUGUUAUAAUGCUGUCGAUCGUCAUGCACUUAAGAAUCCUGAUAAGAUUGCUAUUAUUCAUGAAGGUGAUGAACCUGCUAACGUUCGUCGCAUCACAUAUGGCGAACUCUUUAGAGACGUAUGUCGUUUGGCUAAUGUUCUCAAGAAUCUUGGUGUUCGUAAGGGUGACAAUGUUGCUAUCUAUAUGCCCAUGAUUCCAGAAACUUUAAUCUCUAUUUUGGCAUGUGCUCGUAUUGGUGCUAUUCAUUCUGUUGUCUUUGCUGGCUUUUCAGCUGAGUCACUUUUGGAUCGUGUCGCUGAUUGUGGUGCUCAUAUUGUCAUUACUUCAGAUGAAGGUCGUCGUGGUGGACGUAAUAUUGCAACCAAGUCCAUUGUGGAUACUGCUUUGUCAAAGGAAGAAGCUCAUCAAGUUGAACAUGUCAUUGUCUAUCAACGUACUGGAACUGAAGUACCUAUGAUGGAAAAUCGUGAUCUUUGGUGGCAUGAGGAGAUGGAAAAGGCACGUCCUAUAUGUCCUUAUGAAAAGAUGAGUGCAGAAGAUCCUCUCUUUUUACUUUAUACCUCAGGUUCAACUGGUGCUCCCAAGGGUAUUGUUCAUACUACAGGUGGUUAUUUAUUGGGUGCUGCUGCUACUGUUAAAUAUAUCUUUGAUGUACAUGACGAUGAUAUCUAUGCUUGUAUGGCUGAUAUUGGAUGGGUUACUGGUCAUAGUUAUAUUUUAUAUGGCCCUCUUACACUAGGUGCCACUACUGUCUUGUUUGAAAGUACACCUACUUAUCCUACUCCUGCACGUUUUUGGGAACUCAUUGAAAAACACAAAGUAACUCAAUUCUAUACAGCACCUACAGCUAUUCGUGCUCUUCAACGUCUUGGAGAUAAAUGGGUUGAACAAAACGAUCUUUCCUCAUUACGUGUUAUUGGUUCUGUUGGUGAACCUAUUAAUCCUGAAGCAUGGAAUUGGUAUAAUGAAAAAGUCGGUAAAGGUCGCUGUGCUGUCGUUGAUACCUACUGGCAAACAGAAACAGGUUCAAUUAUCAUUAGUCCUUUACCUGGUUGUACACCUACUAAGGCAGGUUCUGCUACACUUCCAUUCUUUGGUAUUCAACCUGUCCUGUUAGAUCCCGCUACAGGCGCUAAGAUUACUGAACCUGAUGUCACUGGUGUCUUAGCCCUUAAGGGUGCUUGGCCCUCCAUGGCUCGUUCUAUCCAUCAAAACCAUGAGCGUUUCCUUCAAACUUAUAUUGCUCCUUACCCUGGAUAUUACUUUACAGGUGAUGGUGCUUCCAUGGAUAAAGAUGGUUAUAUUUGGAUUCGUGGUCGUGUUGAUGAUGUUAUCAACGUUUCAGGUCAUCGUCUCUCUACUUCAGAAAUCGAAGCAGCACUUUCAAGUCAUAGCUCAGUUGCUGAAUCAGCCGUUGUUGGUGCACAUGAUGAUUUAACAGGUCAAGCCAUUCAUGCCUUUGUUAGUUUGAAGCCUCAUGCUCAAUCCAAUGAAGGUUUAGAUCGUGAAUUGAUCUUGACCGUUCGUAAGAUCAUCGGUCCAUUUGCUGCACCCAAACGUAUUCAUAUUGUCCGUGAACAUCCAAAGACACGUUCUGGAAAAAUUGUUCGUCGUAUUCUUCGAAAGAUUGUCAAUGGUGAACAUAGCCAACUUGGCGAUACCUCUACUUUAGCUGAUCCCUCUGUCAUUCCCUCAAUUGUAUCUCUUGUACAUCAAUAACUAUCAUUUUGUAUUUAUAACACACACGCACACGUACACGCACACGUACACAUACACACAUACACACACACAUAC
This is a messenger RNA of Cokeromyces recurvatus, 2179 nucleotides long. Its product is annotated as acetyl-coenzyme A synthetase. NCBI's taxonomy places the organism in Eukaryota, Fungi, Mucoromycota, Mucoromycetes, Mucorales, Mucoraceae. The record is from RefSeq and is a predicted model, not a curated record. Gene Ontology annotation, molecular function: AMP binding; acetyl-CoA synthetase activity. The transcript has 3 exons. The coding region runs from base 89 to 2104 and encodes 671 amino acids. Gene Ontology annotation, cellular component: cytosol.